Phasianus colchicus (ring-necked pheasant) is the source of this 5138-nucleotide messenger RNA. It is a transcript of the gene C1GALT1, whose product is annotated as core 1 synthase, glycoprotein-N-acetylgalactosamine 3-beta-galactosyltransferase 1. The record is from RefSeq and is a predicted model, not a curated record. Gene Ontology annotation, molecular function: N-acetylgalactosaminide beta-1,3-galactosyltransferase activity. Lineage: Eukaryota; Metazoa; Chordata; Aves; Galliformes; Phasianidae. Gene Ontology annotation, cellular component: membrane.
GAAAAGAUAUCCAGAACGCAACGUCACGGGCGCUGGGAAGGCAGGCGGCGUUUACACAGGGCGAUAAGGAGCGAUUGCGGAGGGCUCGGUCUCCUAGCAACCGUGCAGCCGCCUCAUGGCAAUUCGGCAGCGCGGAGGCUCCGGGCCGGCGGCAGCGCGGAGGCGAGGGGCUGCGAGCGGCGGCAGGAAGUGUGUUACCUUCGGGAAAUGGCCUCUUCUAAGUCUUUGAUGAACCUUCUGACCUUCAGUUUUGGAUCUGCGAUAGGAUUUUUUCUGUGCUAUCUCCUGUUUAGCAUGAUACUAGAAGAACAAGUUGAGAUCCAACCUCGUAUUCUUCACAAUGAUCCACAUGGUCAACACUCAGAAGAUACUGAUAACAAUCAGCUGCAAGGACAAAUGAAUUUCAAUGCGGACUCUGGACAGCAUAGAGAUGAGAAUAAAAACGUUGCAGAUGGACUCUAUCAGAAGGUGAAAAUACUUUGUUGGGUCAUGACUGGACCUCAAAAUCUAGAGAAGAAGGCCAGACAUGUUAAAGCUACCUGGGCCCAACGUUGCAAUAAAAUACUUUUUAUGAGCUCUGAGGAAAAUAAAGACUUCCCAACAGUGGGCCUAGAAACCAAAGAAGGCAGGGACCAACUUUACUGGAAGACUAUAAAAGCUUUUCAAUAUGUUUAUGACCAUUACUUUGAUGAUGCUGAUUGGUUCAUGAAAGCAGACGAUGAUACAUAUGUUAUAUUGGACAAUUUAAGAUGGCUUCUUUCAAAAUACAGUCCUGAACAGCCAAUAUACUUUGGAAGAAGGUUUAAGCCUUAUGUGAAACAGGGCUACAUGAGUGGAGGAGCAGGGUAUGUUCUCAGCAAAGAAGCUCUGAAAAGAUUUGUUACUGCUUUUAAAACCAACAAAUGCUCUCAUAGUUCCUCUAUUGAAGACUUAGCACUAGGAAAGUGCAUGGAGAUCAUUAAUGUACAAGCAGGAGAUUCCAGGGAUACAAGUGGUAGGGAAACUUUUCAUCCCUUUGUUCCAGAGCAUCUCUUAAUCAGAGGAUACCUACCAAAAACAUUCUGGUACUGGAAUUACAAUUAUUACCCUGCUGUAGAGGGCCCUGGAUGCUGCUCUGACCUUGCGGUUUCAUUUCACUAUGUUGAUUCCAUGACUAUGUAUCACUUGGAGUACUUGGUUUACCAUCUCCGUCCAUAUGGGUAUUCGUAUCGAUACAAUCCUGAUUUGGCAAAGAGUCUGGAGGAGCAGAACAAAAAUGAAGCACUAGAGGAUAAUCCAAAGCUAAAGCAAAAAACUUCUGAGAAUUAAUUGGACUUUGAAGGAAACUGAAAGAAGGCAGUACAGUGAAUGAGAGUCUUCUUAAACUCCUGCAUGAAGCUUGUGGACUAGGAUUAUUCAUUGUGAUUCUUACGUUGGCAGUACUACCAGUCAGUGCCUGUGCAAAAAAGAGUCCAGCGUAGGCUCUGGCUGUUUGGGAUAGUGUAACACUGCAGCCCUACUCACAAAAUAUUGGGCCCUAGUGCUGUGGAACAGAUGGAGGUUCUGGUAUGCUGGUUCCUAGAAGAACUCAUAUUUAAAAGCAUAGUGGACAGAUUCAAAGAUAAUCGUACAGUAUUUCUUUUUUUCUCUUCCAGAUGUUCUGUUAUGUGAGUUCUUAUACUAGAAAUCUGAUGUAACAGGAAUGCUUCAUGGUGUUUUUCUCCAGUAUUCUCAGUAUUCUGCAGUUACUGCAUGCAUGUUGCCCUAUAAGGAAGUGAGAAGGGUAAAAAAUAGAGCCUCAAAUCUGCUUUGCCUUAUGACAGACUGGUUGGUAAGAAUGGAGACACACCUCAGUGAUUAAUGUCUGAAUUAUUUCAGAAAUUAAAUUCACUGCUAGGAAUUAUUUACAGUUUUUUACUGUAAAUCUCUAUUGUACAGAACAACAUGAAGUUAGAUCACUACUGUCUUAGGGAGAAAUCCAGGGAUAGUUAUUAUUGGUCAAAUUACUGAGGUGAUGUGAGGAGACUAUGUUUGUCCAUGGCUUUUUUAAAUUUUAUUUGAAUCAAGUUACCAUUUGGCUAAAUGAAUAUAUAAAUUCAUCUCAGAACUUGAUAAGAUAAAGAUGCUUUUUCGUAUGAAAGCUCUUCUCCAUUACAUUUUCUCUGUAAAUCAGUUAGUAUGUUAGCCAAGUUACGGUGGCAUGUAAUUUGGAUUCAGCCAAUAUUAAUUAGUUCAUUUCUAUUCAAUUUUCCCAUUUCUGUACUUUGAGAUUGUGACACUACCUUAUUCACAGGAUUUUACAGAUACAAACACGUACUGUUUUAAAACAGCAACAAAGCUCAUUUGUCUGCUUGGCUUAAAGUACUUCAUCUCCCUUUUCUGAACAUUUCUUUUCCUCUGUUCUUAAAGUUUCUUCUGCAUUUGUUUCUUGUUGCUUUUUUCAGAACAAAGUGUUAGAUGAUCCCUAUGUCACUCCUGAAGUAUUCACUCUGAAGUAUUUGGUUAUUCUGAUAACCCAGCCUGAAUGCAGGUAUCUUUCAAAGUGCAUUAAUCUCUCCACUACUAGAUACUAGAGUAUCUCUGCCUCGUAAGUGAAGACACUUUCUUGGUGUGGAACAAAACAGUUUUAAUUACUGAAGAAUUUUCAGAAGUCGAGUCUGUGUUUUACAUACACAACACAAAACUUUGUGGUUUUCACUUCUUCGAAUUCAGUUAAUAGAGCAGUUCAGGGGAUGGGGUUAAGCUUGACAUGCCUUUAUUCCACACUUGAACAAAAUUUCUUUUUAGCAUUUUUCGCCUUCAUCAUAUUGAUGAAUUUGGACAUAACCUGAUUACCUCCAGUCACUGCUUUGGAAAGGGCACAUACCGAUAGCAGACAGCCUUAUUUACUGCUGCUGUCCUUCAGGUUCCUGGGAGAGGAUGUUAGCAUAAAGUACUGGAAUUUGUGUUUUCCAAAGAUAGUUCUCGCACAGAUUGGGGUUCUGUCUGUGGUCCAGUUGUGAGGUCGUGACUGCUUUUCUGAUCAUUAUUCUGCAGCAUAAUGGCAAUUACUGAAAUAUGUGGAAUUGAAAUAUUGUAUGUCAUGUCUCUGCCUGAAUAUAGGUUAGGUUCGUAUGUUAAAUCUGUUGAUCUUUCAUGAGGAAGAUCCUCCAAAAUACUGAAAGAGAUGAGCUUUAUUUUAUGUUAACUGACUUAAGUAGAAAAUUAUAACUGUAUUUGUUUAGAAAAAGGAAAAAGCCUCCGGUUUGCUCUAGUCAGGGUGGUGCUGUAGUCAGAGAGAGAAUGCCUGAUAGCUUCUUUUAGUUGGAUGCUUCCUUCUGUCAGCUAAACGUUUAUCCCGCGUGCCACGCAAACAAUAAGAUCGUGAAAUCCAUAUGCUGUUGAUAACUCUGGUGGCAUUGUUCAAACCUGCAAUUAGAAGUUCUGGAAUACAUCAGGAAACUGUAGAAUGAAAUCAAGAUCUCAGUGUUAAUCUCUUUGCCUUUCCUCUGGGGCAGUUCUGAUGGUUGUCUGCUCCCCAGCUGCGGUUUGUGGUCUUAGCAGAGCAGGGCAGGGCCUUGGGUACAAUGGAGAAAUAAAGAAGUGAGCAGCACAUAUCUGCAAAUUCCAUGUCGUUAGGGAGCAAGGCUGAGAACGUACUGCCUUGUGACAAGUAGGCGGCCUGUCUGGAGAAGUAAGAGCAGCCUUCUCUUCCAGUGCUUAUUCUUGCUUUGUUUUAAAGUGUUCUGCUCCCACACCUCUGAUAUUUCUUUUGUCUUUCUGGCAGUACUGCAAAGAAAUACAAAUAUUGUUUUCCUCUCAGUAUCCAAAUAGGCUUGAAAAAGUAUUGAUUUUACAUUCUAAUAGAAGGCUGUUGCUCUCUGUUAAAUUGCAAUUUAGCAACGAGCCUAUACCUCCUGAAAUGAGCAGUUUGCAUCUCAUUCUUCAACAGCUUAAGUGGACAAGAUUGGAAUUUGAGCAGUUAGUAUAAUUUUCACAUGCCAUCUUACAGAACCAUUAGCAGUUUAUUACUUCACUCUCAGGUCUUCAUGCUUUGACAGAGUACUGAGUAUUUCUGUAGCCCCUUUCUGUAGCAGGCUUCUUCAUGGGGGGAUACAGAAGCACAAAGUCUCUUUGGCUCUUUAGAUUAUUGCAUGCUCUCUCUCUCUCUCUUGCUCUCAGAUCUCUUAAUGUUAUCAAACAUAGAAGCUUCCAUUGGUGUGGUUGUGAUUAAAAUGGUGCAUCUAACAUUUAUGAAAUAGUUUUCUUGGAAUUAGGAAGCAGCAGGCUUUUCUUAAACACUUGUUUGCCCCUGGAUAUGGGAAUGUUCCUUAGCAUAAAACAGUAACAUAUUAACCCUGCAGUAAGAGUGUUUUAGCUCAGGAGAAAUGAGAGUGCCAAGCAAAAUUCUUAAUUGGAGGACAGUGUUAAAUUUGGCUUGCAGAAAAAAAACAAAUUUAAUCUUUAACUUUGAGUUCAUUUUGCAGUCUGUAUUGGACUUAGUGAAGGGGUUAGAUGUGUGGUGUUAGCACAGUCUCUCAUCUUGUGGGAGGUCUUUUCCCAAUGUCUUUUGUCUGUAAGGACACUGUCUUUGUUUUGCUCUGAUGGGGUUAUGUGUUAAAAUCACUUUUUCUUUACAUAUGACUGUUCUGUUUCCAGAGUGUGCGUUUCAGUGAGUAGCUGGCACACCUGUAGUGCACAGUUUGCCAUCCGAGAAGGGCUUUUAUCUUUGUAUGACUAAGAAAGAUGUGGGUUAUUUCUCUGAUGUCCUGCUACUGCUGCUAACAGUGCACACGCAGAUGGACAUAAACCCUUCAAUAUGGCACAACGUGGGAAGGCUGCCGUGUCCUUUUUCUGACAAGAAAAACUUCUGUGGGAUUCCAAAGGUGUAAUUUGCUUUAGUUUACCAUACUGUAUUUAAAAUACUUCAGAAAUGUUGUUAAUGCUCUUAAAAAAUAAAAUGAAUAUUGCUGCUGGACAGUAUAUUCCACUAAAAACCUGUGAAUGUUUCAUUUUGCAGUUUUAGGCUGUUGUGUCCCUACUGACAGGUGUAAAUUGGUGACUUGUCUGGACUGAUCAGCGUAAGAUUUGUUUCUGAAAUACCUUCUUUGAAGUGCCUUUGACCAAUUUUUAGCAUCAGAAUUAAGUUCAGAAUUGAAUAAAUGAAAUAAGUUAUCUCA